UGAAGUUUGGGACUGGGCUUCACAACGCGACCUCAAUAGGUGCGUAGCGGGGUGAUACACCACCAUGUGGUCUGAUUGAUGUGUCAAAGCACAUCAUGAGCGCUCGACUUGUAAUCUUGCACACCGCAAACUGAACGACACUAAAACAGCUUGGCAAGUGACAUUUUACGUUUUCAUUUCACCUACAAUUUUUUCACGCCUUGCUUUGCUGCCUUGUCUUUUGUCAUAUGGAACAAAGCGCUAUGUACACCUGCCAGAGAAGAUAAUAACGACCAGCAAACGGGGGUUUGGCCACUGUUUAAUAGAAGAGCCAGUUUUAAAUGAUCGGAGGGAUUUGGUGAGUUAUCAUCUGGAAUUCUUCAUUAAAACUGGGAUCUAUGAGCGGGAAAGCAUUACUAAAGACGAAAGAAGACAAGGAUGCAACCAAGGUAUACACUGUUCAAGAUGGCAAGGAGUACAUUCUGUUGCGGACGGACUCAACUCUGUCUCUUGCUGUAGAUAAGAAAGAAAACUCACCCUUUCAUAGUAAAUGUCAGGAGCUCUUUUGCUGUCCGUUCUGGAAACUCUUCGUUCUAAAGAAAAAAGAAAAUACUGAAGAGCCUCAGCUCAAGGGGAUAGUCACCAAGCUCUACAGUCGACAAGGCUUUCAUCUACAACUCCAAGCUGAUGGGACCAUCGAUGGUACAAAAGAGGAAGAUAAUAGCUAUGCUAUAUUCAACCUCAUCCCCGUUGGGCUGCGGGUGGUGGCUAUACAGGGCGUCCAGACCAAGCUCUACCUGGCCAUGAACAAUGAAGGCUACCUGUACACCUCUGAGCACUUCACGCCAGAGUGCAAAUUCAAAGAGUCAGUGUUUGAGAACUAUUACGUGACCUACUCGUCAAUGAUCUAUCGGCAGCAGCAGUCGGGCCGAGGCUGGUACCUGGGUCUCAACAAAGAGGGUCAAAUCAUGAAGGGCAACCACGUAAAGAAGACCAAGCCAGCUGCACACUUCAUCCCCAAACCUCUCAAAGUUGCCAUGUACAGAGAGCCGUCGCUCCACGAUCUGACCGAGUUUUCCCGCUCCGGAAGUGGCACUCCAACCAAGAGCCGCAGCGCCUCGGCCAUGCUCAACGGUGGCAAGACUCUGAGCCAGAACGAGUCAACAUAACCGCAGAACACAACUGCGGUCUGCUGCUGUACAGCUGCUGGACUCUACCAUCAACUAAACAGCACAAACGCGUUUACAAGAGUGCAGUGAAACCCUUAGCUGGUCGCUAGCUAGUGUUUCCUGAAAUCACUGUGAUGAGAACACAAGUGCAAACCUACAUUGUACAAUCUUCUGCAGGUCAACCUCGUGAGACAGACAAACCAAGCCAUCUUUCUGAUGUAGGGGUCGGCGUCCAUUUGCGGGCGAUCCCGUUUCCAUGUGUAGCAUACAGAGCUGUGGUUUUCUCCUGUGGCACUGUCACAGAAUCUUCUAGAACACCUACUUUUGUGUUUUGCUCCAUUUCUUCUUAGGGAUGCCAACUCCAUAGUGCUAAGUCAACUACAACAUGACAAUAGCAGCUUGUGCGACCCAUUUAUCGGUAUAUAGAGACAGAAAUCCCAAAGGUUUUUGGACAUAUGAUACAAAUAUUUUAGCUCAGCUUUUUUGAGGCAGCGGUUCAUUGUUGUGUGCUUUUUAGACGAGGCGUUUUGCUCCUCGCUUCUCUUUUUCUGUCUUUUCAGCUUCCCCCCCCACACACUGUUAUUCUGCAAAUUAAACAGAUUUAGGGUUCGGUCUGUCUGCACACCAAAGAUGUCAUUAGUCUCUUUGUAUGGAGGUAAGUCAAUUUGUGUAAUUUCAGCUCCCUCAGACAGAUGGUAGAGAAAACCGCAAGAGUGAAUGUCAUUUAGUCAGAGGAAAUGUAUUCAGGAUAGAAGAAGGCUACUCGCUGUGCGUCCCUGCUUUUUUUUCUGUUUAUGUCUUCCUUUACUUCCCCUCUCAUUUGGGAACCCAGCAUCUUGGAGAAGUGUCAAAUUAAAAAAUGUUUAAAUUAUUGAUUAAUGCCAAGCCGGUAAGAUUUCCGUUACGUAAAAACAGGGCAGGCUCCCCCCCGACUCUCUUUCGUAAACAAAAAUGUAAUGUUAACUGAGUAAGAGAAAGCUUCCAUUGCUUUUACAGGGCUAAAUCGGCAUAAGUAAAUAAUUUGUGUGUGAAAAUUCCUUCUUAUGGGUCUUCUUUCUAGUCUUCAGUGGUCAGGCAGCAGCCCCUGUUUAUAAUUUUGAUCAAAAUCCUCUUCUGUUGUAUGUAUGUAUGUAUGUAUGAAGCAUAUUUAAUGCAUGGGGGACAAUGGACGCUGCAUGUUAUGUGGCUACGUAUAUUAACUACAAUAUGGAACCAUGUGCUCUAAUGGAUACUGGAGUAAAAUACAAAUGUAUAUAUAUGCAUUUUAUCCUGCUACCCGCCUGUUUAUUAUUUGUUGUACAUUUAAGAAGCUGCACUGAAUAAAAUGUUUUGUAUGUUCA
Molecule: messenger RNA, 2488 nt
Organism: Labeo rohita (rohu)
Lineage: Eukaryota; Metazoa; Chordata; Actinopteri; Cypriniformes; Cyprinidae
Gene: fgf13b
Product: fibroblast growth factor 13b
Exons: 7
Coding region: 378-1148 (256 amino acids)
Biological process (GO): positive regulation of cell population proliferation; positive regulation of gene expression; cell differentiation
Cellular component (GO): cytoplasm
Molecular function (GO): growth factor activity; fibroblast growth factor receptor binding
Source: RefSeq, a predicted model, not a curated record